Rotaria sp. Silwood2 is the source of this 1286-nucleotide messenger RNA. Lineage: Eukaryota; Metazoa; Rotifera; Eurotatoria; Philodinida; Philodinidae. The record is from the annotation of a GenBank genome assembly.
UCAUUGAUUGUUAUUUUAUAUCGAAUACACAAAAUAAUCGAUUUGAAAAGAAGAAAUAUUGAUUAAUUUUUAUAUGUUGGGGUGUUUAGUUUUGCGACAAAAUCAAAAUAAUCUCUUGAGGACGGAGUGACUGUAUGAAAAAAAUGAAGAUUUUCAAAACUCUCAAAGUAUAUAUUUAUUUCCAUCAAUGUAAAGCACAAACAUCUAAAACUAUUUAAAAGUGUAUGAUAAUCUCGAAAACAGCUCGAUAUACACAAAGACCAACAUUACAUUUGGCGCAUUCAUAUCUAGAUUUAGCCCUCUUCUUAGCUCUUCUCAUAGUAUUUGUACAAGCCACACACUGUUUUCAUGAGUCUUGUUUUGUCGAUGUUGGAGGUAUAAGUAUUGGGAAAUGGUGCUGAACUAAUUGCACUAGUUUAUCUCCACCACUGGGUUUUUCUAAUGAUGCUUUUGGUGUCCUACUCAUUCCAAUAACUUGACAGUUAUUCAGAGUACAAAAACAUAUAAGAAAUCAUAGAUCUAUUUCCUCAACUACUAUUUAACUCAUUGCCAUAUUCAAAGAGAUAUAUCUAAGGUAAUUAUAAAUUUAUUCACACACAAAUCCUUUAAAUGUGUUUCCCGUUUCUAGGGUUUAAUAAACAAAAAUUCGUAAUAAAAUCCAACUGCCACACGGUAUAGGAUGUGGAUGUUAUUAAGGAAAAUACCAACACUCGCUCUACCACUACAGGUGAUAUCACACUUGAAGGUAUUUGUUUUUAGCUGAUUAGAUUUUGCCGCAAAACAAAAGAUACUAUGAACUUAAUUUUAUUAUAUUAUUUUUGAAUAUUUAUUGAAGAAUUUGUGUUUUCUAGUACUAUUAUUAGUAAAUAGUUAUAAAUGUUUUACUUAUAAAUAUUAAAAGUUGAUUUUUAGAUGCUGAUGAUGAACCAUUUGGAGUUUCAAAUGCUCAACUACAUGAUGAAGGAAGUCUAACAAAUCUUAAUAAUAAUCAAAAUACAUUUUGCAUCAUAGUUGAUGGAAAUGGACAUGUUAAUGAAGAUGGAACUUUAUAUACUCAUACGAAUGAAGAUAUCAUCCCUCAAAAUCUACAUCCAGAUGCAAUUAUUGGUUCAGAAAAUGGUUCUGAAAGCAAUGAUGAAUAUGAUUCAACUAAUGAAAAUGAAAAAGAAAAUGAAAUCAUAAAAAAUACUCAAAAUGUCAAUUAUCAUGCUCAAACUAAUGAUCAAAUAAACCAAAUAAAUGGUGCUGACGAAGAACAUACGAGAAGAGAUACAGGUAAGAUAUAA